AUGGCAUCAAGAUUCCUCCAAAGCUUCUCGCGCUCAGCGCCCAUUGCGACCCGCUCACUCCAGCAACGAAGCGAAGUCCUCGCACCAGUCAUCACCCGCACAUACUCCAUCAACAAGAGCGCUUCAGUCGGCCAGACUGACAAGAACGAUGGCGACCACGCAUCAGUACAAAACCCGGUCAGCCACCCGGAGCAAGACCGCGCAGGCGCGACGGAGGAGACAACGGAGAGUCAAGACAACAUGAAGCAUGACCCGAAGGAGUCGGAUGCGAAGAAGAGGGAGAAGACGCUGAAUUAUGGGCAGAACAAGCCGUUGGAUGCGGCUGACAAAUAG
Messenger RNA from Alternaria triticimaculans, 333 nucleotides. RefSeq lists its product as uncharacterized. The transcript is spliced from 3 exons. NCBI's taxonomy places the organism in Eukaryota, Fungi, Ascomycota, Dothideomycetes, Pleosporales, Pleosporaceae. Bases 1 to 333 code for a protein of 110 amino acids. The record is from RefSeq and is a predicted model, not a curated record.